AUGAGUACAGUGUUUGGAGAAGAUCGUCAGUAUGACUUUGAAGGAUUUCAUGACAACAGCGUCCAUGACCAACAUCAUCAUAGUCAUCACAAUGCUAUAGUCGAUCAAACUAAUGAAAAUACCAGCGGUUUAGUCGAUGGACAAGAAGGUGAAGAAGGACAAGAAGUUUGCGAACAUGCAUGUGCAUACUGUGGUGUAGAUACACCCAAUGCAGUUAUCAAGUGUAACACAUGUAACAAGUGGUUCUGUAAUGAUAAAACAAACUCGUCGAGCUCGCAUAUAGUGACUCAUUUGGUAAUGUCUCGUCAUAAUCAAGUUAGUUUGCAUGAAGAAUCUGACCUUGGUGAAACUACAUUGGAAUGUUACAAUUGUGGAAACAAAAAUGUAUUCAUGUUGGGGUUUGUCUCUGCGAAACAGGAAUCCGUGGUUGUAAUCUUGUGUCGUUUGCCAUGUGCAAGAUCUAAGGAUAUAAAUUGGGACACUAGCCACUGGCAAUCGCUCAUUGAGGAUCGUCAAUUUCUAUCCUGGUUGGCUCCUCCACCAGGUGAAGAAGGUUUGAUUAAUGCAAGACAAGUUACUCCGCAACAAAUUUCCAAAUUAGAGGCACAAUGGAGACUAAACAGGGAUGCCACAAUAAACGAUGUUAACAACAAUGAUGUUCAAGAGGAGGAGGUAUUGCCAAUCUUGAUGAGAUACAAUGAUGGAUUCCAAUAUCAAAGAUCUUUUGGUCCUUUGGUCAAGUUGGAGGCUGAUUAUGAUAAGAACUUGAAGGAAUCGCAAGCUUUAGAACAUAUUCAAGUCAAAUGGGCAUUGGGAUUGAACAAUAGACAUUUGGCCAGCUUUACCCUCAUGACUUAUGAAACUACCAAUUUAAAAGUUGCUGUUGGUGAUGAGAUUAUCUUGAGAUACAAUGGAAGCCAACAGGAACCAUGGGAAGGUUCUGGUUUCAUUUUGAGAUUGCCCAACUCGUAUCAAGAGGAAUUCACUUUGGAGCUUAAUCCAUCCAAAAUUCCACCACCUACAAACUUGACCAAUGGCUUUACUGCAGAGUUUGUUUGGAAAGGAACUUCGUAUGACCGUAUGCAACAGGCAAUGAAGGAUUUUGCAACCGAUGAAGAGUCUGUCUCGUCCUACAUCUAUCACAAGCUAUUGGGUCAUGAUGUUGCACCUAUCGAAUUCGAUAUUACGUUGCCAAAGAAAUUUUCACACCCCAAAUUGACGGAGUUGAAUAUUUCGCAAACAAAUGCCGUAAGAUCAGUUUUGCAAAGACCAUUGUCUUUGAUUCAGGGUCCUCCAGGUACGGGUAAAACGGUUACUUCGGCAACAAUUAUUUAUCACUUGUCACGCUCGAACAAGGAAAAAAUACUAGUUUGUGCUCCAUCUAAUGUUGCAGUUGAUCAUUUGGCCGCUAAGUUGGAUACCUUGGGGUUGAAGGUCGUGCGUCUUACUGCAAAGUCACGUGAAGAUGUGGAAAGUUCGGUAGGUCAUCUUGCAUUGCACAACAUUGUUAGCAAGACUGCAAAGGGUGAAUUGAAGAAGUUGUUGAAGUUGAAGAACGAAGUUGGUGAAUUAUCAAUGGAGGAUUCCAAGAGUUUUAUUAGAAAUUUACGAACAUCUGAGUUGAAGAUCUUGAGCAAAGCCGAUGUUGUUUGUUGUACUUGUGUUGGUGCUGCCGAUAAGAGAUUGGCACAAUUCAAGUUUAGAACUGUGUUGAUUGAUGAAAGUACACAAGCAUCAGAGCCCGAAGUAUUGAUUCCUAUUGUGAAAGGAGCUAAGCAAGUGAUACUUGUUGGAGACCAUCAACAGUUGGGUCCUGUUAUUUUGGACAGAAAGGCUGCUGAUGCUGGUUUGAAGCAGUCCUUGUUUGAAAGGUUGGUUUUCCUUGGCCAUGUUCCUAUUAGGUUGGAGGUUCAGUAUAGGAUGCAUCCAUGUUUGUCUGAAUUCCCAAGUAAUAUGUUUUAUGAAGGCUCGCUUCAAAAUGGUGUUACCAGUAAGGAUAGAUUGGUUGAAGAGGCAAUGUUUCCAUGGCCAGUUCUUGAUACACCAAUGAUGUUUUGGGCCAAUUAUGGUAGAGAAGAGUUGAGUGGAAGUGGAAACUCUUAUUUGAAUAGAGUUGAGGCAAUGAAUGUGGAGAGGAUCAUCACAAGAUUAUUCAAGGAUGGAAUCAAGCCCGAACAAAUUGGUGUUAUAACUCCGUAUGAAGGCCAGCGUGCAUAUUUGGUACAGUUUAUGUCUAUAAACUCUACUAUAUUGGAUAAACGUGAUCAGUAUUUGGAAGUGGAAAUCACCAGUGUUGAUGCUUUCCAAGGCCGUGAGAAGGAUUUCAUCAUUUUGAGUUGUGUUCGUGCCAACGAUUCGCAAAGUAUCGGGUUUUUGAGUGAUCCAAGAAGAUUAAAUGUUGCCUUAACAAGAGCCAAGUAUGGUUUGCUUAUUCUCGGAAAUCCCAGAGCAUUGUGUCGUAACAAGUUAUGGAAUCAUUUGUUGAUUCAUUUCCGUGAAAAGGGAUGUUUGGUUGAUGGGCCUUUGGAUAAUUUGCAGUUGUCAAUGGUUCAAUUGAAUAAUUAUGCGCCAAGAAAUGUCAAACCAGGUCAGAAGAAGGUGCCUUUUGCCGCACCCCAAACGAGUGCAUUCUCAUCAGCUACUUUGGAUAGUGCAAGCAUGGUGGCAUAUGAAGAUGGAGCUGCUCCUUUGAGUGCGUAUGGAGGCUCGAGGAACUUAGAAGCUCAACGUCAACAGAAUCUUCGGGACGAAUUGUGGCCAGCAUUGAAUAAUGAGCUGAAUUACUAUAAUGAUUCAAAUUCCAUUAGUGCCAAUUUCUACAGCAAAUUGAACAAGCUAGACAAAAAGUUUGAGGGAGCCAGGUAUAAUGGCGAGAAUAUUGAGGAUGAUAUUAGAAGUAUUACAAGUUCAUUUGCAGCCGGAUUGAAUUUUUAA
Molecule: messenger RNA, 2934 nt
Organism: Lodderomyces elongisporus
Lineage: Eukaryota; Fungi; Ascomycota; Pichiomycetes; Serinales; Debaryomycetaceae
Gene: NAM7
Product: ATP-dependent RNA helicase
Exons: 1
Coding region: 1-2934 (977 amino acids)
Biological process (GO): nuclear-transcribed mRNA catabolic process, nonsense-mediated decay
Cellular component (GO): cytoplasm
Molecular function (GO): ATP hydrolysis activity; ATP binding; zinc ion binding
Source: RefSeq, a predicted model, not a curated record